AAAGCGAAGGACGGAGGUGGCAGCUUGGUGGUGGUUUCGGAGCGAUCCUGAGUCCGUUUCCGAUGGACAACACCGCCUGCUUGAAGUCCUUGCUCCUUACCAUCAGUCAGUACAAAGCCGUUAAGUCAGAGGCUAACGCCACGCAGCUAUUGCGGCACUUGGAGGUAAUUUCUGGACAGAAACUCACACGGUUGUUUACAUCAAAUCAGAUAUUACCAAGUGAAUGCUUGAGCUGCCUUGUAGAGCUACUUGAAGAUCCGAACAUAAGUGCUCCGCUUAUCUUAAGUAUUAUUAGUUUGCUAUCUCAAUUAGCUUUAGAUAAUGAAACUAAAGAUUGUCUUCAGAAUGCAUACAAUCUGAAUAGUGUGCUGGCUGGAGUAGUUUGUCGGAGCAGUGCUUGCCACAACGAUUCAGUAUUUUUACAGUGCAUUCAACUUCUGCAGAGGUUAACAUAUAACAUCAAAAUUUUCCAUUCUGGUGCCAAUAUAGAUGAGUUAAUUACAUUUCUGAUAGAUCACAUUCAGUCUUCUGAAGAUGAGUUAACUAUGCCUUGUCUGGGAUUAUUGGCAAAUCUCUGUCGACACAAUAUUUCUGUUCAAACUCAUAUAAAGACUUUGAAUAAUGUGAAAUCUUUUUAUCGAACUCUUAUAACCUACUUGGCUCAUAGUAGUUUGACUGUGGUUGUAUUUGCUCUUUCGAUACUAUCCAGUUUGACAUUAAAUGAAGAGGUUGGGGAAAAGCUGUUCCACGCUCGAAACAUUCAUCAGACUUUUCAGUUAAUUUUUAACAUUCUCGUAAACGGUGAUGGCACACUAACUAGAAAGUAUUCGGUUGACCUGCUAAUGGAUCUCCUUAAAAACCCCAAAAUUGCUGAUUAUCUUACCAGAUAUGAGCACUUUUCUUCAUGCCUUAAUCAGGUACUAGGUCUUCUUAAUGGGAAGGAUCCUGAUUCUUCUUUAAAGGUUUUAGAAUUACUUCUUGCCUUCUGUUCAGUGACUCAGCUGCGCCACAUCCUUACUCAGAUGAUAUUUGAACAAGCUCCAUCUGGCAACACUAUACUGGGAAGCCGUUCUAAAUGUUUAGAACCUACCGUGGCUAUACUUCGUUGGUCAAGCCAACCUUUGGACACCUCAGAAAACUGUUCUAUUUUAGCAUUACAGUUGUUCAAGGAAAUAUUUGAGGAUAUCAUCGAUACUGCUAGCUGUUCCUCAGCUGAUCGUUUUGUGACCCUUCUGCUGCCUACAAUCCUUGAUCAACUUCAAUUUAUAGAACAAAAGCUAGAUGAGGCCUUAAUAAGAAAAAAAUCUGAACGAAUGGUCAAGGCCAUUGAAAUUUUGUUAACUCUGUGCGGAGAUGACAAUCUAAAAAUGCAUGUUGCAAAAAUCCUGACCACUAUCAAAUGUACCACUCUGAUAGAACAGCAGUUUACUUACGGCAAGAUUGACCUGGGGUUUGGAACAAAAGUAGCAGAUUCUGAAUUGUGCAAACUCGCUGCUGAUGUAAUUUUAAAAACUCUUGAUUUGAUGAACAAACUUAAACAGUUGGUUCCUGGUAUGGAAGUUAGCUUCUACAAGAUCCUUCAGGAUUCUCGUCUGAUUACUCCUUUGGCUUUCGCUUUAACGUCAGAUAAUAGAGAUCAAGUGCAGUCUGGAUUGGGAAUAUUAUUGGAAGCUGCACCACUCCCAGAUUUUCCUGCAUUAGUACUUGGAGAAAGUAUAGCAGCAAACAAUGCCUAUAGACAGCAGGAAACAGAACAUAUACCCAGAAGAAUGCCUUUACAAUCAUUAAAUCACAGUUACCCAACAUCUGUAAAGUGUUUAACUCCUCCACUUCUGAAAGAUAAUAUUCCUGGAUUGAACAUUGAAGAAUUAAUAGAGAAACUUCAGUCUGGAGUAGUGGUAAAGGAUCAGAUUAAUGAUGUAAGAAUUUCUGACAUAAUGGAUGUAUAUGAGAUGAAAUUGUCCACGUUAGCUUCCAAAGAAAGCAGGCUACAAGAUCUCUUGGAAGCAAAAGCUUUAGCCUUGGCACAGGCUGAUAGACUGAUUGCUCAGUAUCGCUGUCAAAGAACUCAAGCAGAGACUGAGGCACGAACACUUGCUAAUAUGUUGAGAGAAGUUGAAAGGAAAAAUGAAGAACUUAGUGUGCUUCUGAAGUCACAGCAGGUUGAAUCAGAAAGAGCCCAGAAUGAUAUUGAGCAUCUCUUUCAACAUAAUAGGAAGUUAGAGUCUGUGGCUGAAGAGCAUGAAAUACUGACAAAAUCGUACAUGGAACUUCUUCAGAGGAAUGAAGCUACAGAAAAAAAAAAUAAAGAUUUACAGAUCACAUGUGAAUCUCUGAGUAAACAAAUUGAGACAUUGAAAAAGUUGAAUGAAUCUCUCAAGCAACAAAAUGAAAAAACUAUUGCCCAAUUAAUAGAGAAAGAAGAACAAAGAAAAGAAGUGCAGAACCAUUUAGUAGACACAGAAUGUAAACUAGCCAAUUUGCAACAAAAAGCUGUGGGACAAGAAGAAAAAAUUAAAACCUUGCAAAAAGAAAGGGAAGAUAAAGAAGAAACCAUUGACAUCCUUAGAAAAGAAUUAAGCAGAACGGAACAGAUAAGAAAAGAGUUGAGCAUUAAGGCUUCCUCCCUAGAAGUUCAAAAGGCCCAAUUAGCAGGUCGGUUGGAAGAGAAAGAAUCUUUGGUGAAACUUCAACAAGAGGAAUUGAGCAAACACUCUCACAUGAUAGCAAUGAUCCACAGUUUAAGUGGUGGAAAAAUAAGUCCAGAAACUGUUAAUCUCAGUAUAUAGACAUGGUGGGAUUUUGAAGUUUGUAAUGGUAUUUGUGAUGUAUUUAUCUAUUGUGGGAUAAGGGAGGGAAUUUGUGACUCUAAAACACUCAGAAAUGAUUCAUACAGUAAACAUCCUGUUCUG
Chrysochloris asiatica (Cape golden mole) is the source of this 2912-nucleotide messenger RNA. It is a transcript of the gene CIP2A, whose product is annotated as KIAA1524 ortholog. The transcript has 21 exons. NCBI's taxonomy places the organism in Eukaryota, Metazoa, Chordata, Mammalia, Afrosoricida, Chrysochloridae. The record is from RefSeq and is a predicted model, not a curated record. Bases 63 to 2789 code for a protein of 908 amino acids.